AGAAGAAGAAAAGAAAGCUAAAGAAUGAGGAUAAAGUAUAAUGAUAAUAAUAAUAUUAAAUAAUAAUAAUAAUAAUACUGAUAAAAGAAGAAGACUGAACACAGUCAGCUGAAUGUAAUCGGGUCACGGAUGGGGACUUCCGGUGCAGAGAGUGUGACAGGACUGUUGGACAGCUGCUUGUCCAAACUGGGAUUUGAAGUGUAUCCUCUUAAGGUCGGCUGGUAUAACUCGGUGCUCCCUCCUGGUCUACACCUGGCCUACCCAGAGGACACCUUGGCUGUGGUGCUGCUCAGUACUCCUGCCAUGUUUGAACGAGCCUUCCUGCCUUUCCUGCAGCAGCAUAGCUGGGAGAACCUGUCUGACCCCAUAGACCAGUGUGUUAGACACCAUGUCACGUCAGGUAUCUCACAGGACUGGAGCUUCAGAGACAUCGUGCCUCCUGUGCAGACCUACUCUGAGAAACAGAAAGAGUACUUCUCCACUCGUCCGGCUCAGCGUUUGGCUCUGCUCAGGACGUGGGGCUUCCUGCCAAGUGAAGACGAUUCCAACAGAACUCAGAACAAGUCAGGUGACAGAGGAGAGGAGCUCUGAUGUGGAAGUGCUACAUUAUCUUUUUUUUUUAUCUAUUUCAAGCCUCUUCUACUUGAAUAACCUCUUUUUUGUUUUGGAAUCCUGUUUAUUUGACUGCAAACAGAGAUAGAAACUUGUAGUUUGAGCAUGUACAGUUCUGGUGAAAAUCAUUAAAGUUCUAUCGAUUAUCUUCUGGAGAGGGGGUGUGGAGGCAGCAGGUUGAACAGGGAGGCCCAGCUGCUGUUUUUUCAUUACAUAUAAUAAUUUAAAAAUAUUUUAAUUGCCCUAAAUAAUGUUUAUUUUAUCUGCUGAAGAGCCCAUUUGAAUACAACUACUGGAAAAUACUUGAGAUAUACCCAUGUUUAAAGUUUUUUGAUUGACAUCCCUAAUAUUUUUUUGUUGUUGUUAGAUUUUAGAUAAAAUUAUUGUUGAAUUUGUGUUGUCUUAAAACAGAUUAUUAAAGUAUUUAACUUCUGUUUUUUGGAGAAAAAGUCACAAAGUGUAAAUGAGGGAGUAGGAAAUGCCACAUACUGCAUGACAAUGACACGACAACUGAAUAUCAUUGUUGAUGAAUAACACUUUUUUCCAUAUAUUUUUGUAAGCAUUUGAGAGUAAAGAUUGAUAAUAAAAACUACCUAAAUUUA
Molecule: messenger RNA, 1214 nt
Organism: Austrofundulus limnaeus
Lineage: Eukaryota; Metazoa; Chordata; Actinopteri; Cyprinodontiformes; Rivulidae
Gene: mmachc
Product: metabolism of cobalamin associated C
Biological process (GO): cobalamin metabolic process
Cellular component (GO): cytoplasm
Molecular function (GO): FAD binding; cyanocobalamin reductase (cyanide-eliminating) (NADP+) activity; demethylase activity
Source: RefSeq, a predicted model, not a curated record